Molecule: messenger RNA, 669 nt
Organism: Rhipicephalus microplus (southern cattle tick)
Lineage: Eukaryota; Metazoa; Arthropoda; Arachnida; Ixodida; Ixodidae
Gene: geminin
Product: geminin DNA replication inhibitor
Biological process (GO): regulation of DNA replication
Source: RefSeq, a predicted model, not a curated record
UGGUAUCUAGAGCACUUAGUUCUGGCGCGAAUGAGGUCGUGUUUGAGACGCACUCCUGUCAGGCUGCUGUCUUGUCGCCAACGGCAAAAAUGAAGGCCUCGAGCAAGGGUGUCAAACGAAAAGCCUUGAGUGAAGUGCAACAGCAGCAGCUUAGUGUGAAGGGCCUCCUCCUAAGUCGAAAGCCCGCAGAGGCCGAGAAUUGCGGCAGAAAGGAGGACUCUAGCGGCAGUGGCCAGUACUGGAAGGAGCUUGCCGAACAGAGGCGCGUCGCACUCGAGGAGGCCCUCAAGGAGAACGAGCAGCUGCACCUGACGGUCGAGCUCCUGACUGCUGAGAACAAGCACCUGCAGAGUAUUGCAGACCAGGCACUGCCGUUGGCCGACCUCUUAAAGGAGUUCGCAAGAGAAGUGGACCAUUCUCAGCCGGAGUAGCUUGUGGAACCACACUUAUAAUUACUGUAUGUCACUUUGAAGUGCAUUCAUUUCGGAUCUUUGUUAGAAUGCUUCUACUGUAUAUUGACGUCACCAAUGGCAGUUUAGGUUCUAGACUUCUGCACCUCUGAAGAGUGACCGCUUGUGGGCCAACAUGAAAAAUGUGAAAUACUCAUCCAGAAGUUGGAAUGAAGUGGCGGCAAGCACCGAAAAAAUAAAACGAAUGUCCGGGUAACAA